CGCGUCUGUGCUGUGCCGGGGCCGGCGAGCCAAAGAGGAGCCGGCCGCGCGGGCCGGGAGGGACGGCGCCGCAGCCGCGAGGCCAAGUGUUGCCUGGUUGGGCCCGGAAAUGGGACGUCGAGCCUCCUUGGGGAGCAUAGACGCAGCCAGGGCCCCUGCACGCCGCUGCUGCUGUGGCAGGAAGUGAGCCAGCUGCCGAAGGAUGUCCACCACGGCGGUCGCCCCCGCGGGGAUCCCAGCGGCCCCGGGCCCUGUGAACCCCCCCCCGCCAGAGGUCUCCAACCCCAGCAAGCCGGGCCGCAAGACCAACCAGCUGCAGUACAUGCAGAACGUGGUGGUCAAGACGCUCUGGAAGCACCAGUUUGCCUGGCCCUUCUACCAGCCCGUGGACGCCAUCAAGCUGAACCUGCCGGACUAUCACAAGAUCAUCAAGAACCCGAUGGACAUGGGCACCAUCAGGAAGAGGCUGGAGAACAACUACUACUGGAGCGCCAGCGAGUGCAUGCAGGACUUCAACACCAUGUUCACCAACUGCUACAUCUACAACAAGCCCACAGAUGACAUAGUGCUGAUGGCCCAAGCCUUAGAGAAAAUCUUUCUCCAGAAGGUGGCCCAGAUGCCCCAGGAGGAGGUCGAGCUACUGCCCCCCGCCCCCAAGGGCAAAGGCCGGAAGCCCGCUGCGGGAGCCCCGAGCGCAGGUACGCACCAGGUGGCGGCCGUGUCCUCCGUCUCCCCGGCAGCCCCCUUCCAGAACGUGCCCCCCACCGUCUCCCAGACGCCCGUCAUUGCCGCCACCCCCGUCCCAACCAUCACAGCGAACGUCACGUCGGUCCCCGUCCCCCCGGCUGCCGCCCCCCCUCCUCCCGCGACACCCAUCGUCCCCGUGGUCCCUCCCACACCGCCUGUCGUCAAGAAGAAGGGCGUGAAGCGGAAAGCAGACACGACCACGCCCACGACCUCGGCCAUCACCGCCAGCCGGAGCGAGUCGCCCCCGCCGCUGUCCGACCCCAAGCAGGCCAAGGUGGUGGGGCGGCGGGAGAGUGGGGGCCGCCCCAUCAAGCCGCCCAGGAAGGACCUGGAGGACGGCGAGGUGCCGCAGCACGCCGGCAAGCGGGGCAAGCUGUCCGAGCACCUGCGCCACUGCGACAGCAUCCUGAAGGAGAUGCUGUCCAAGAAGCACGCGGCCUACGCCUGGCCCUUCUACAAGCCCGUGGACGCCGAGGCGCUGGAGCUGCACGACUACCACGACAUCAUCAAGCACCCCAUGGACCUCAGCACCGUCAAAAGGAAGAUGGACAGCCGCGAGUACCCGGACGCACAGGGCUUCGCCGCUGAUGUCCGCUUGAUGUUCUCCAACUGUUACAAGUACAACCCUCCGGACCACGAGGUGGUGGCCAUGGCCAGGAAGCUGCAGGACGUCUUCGAGAUGAGGUUUGCCAAGAUGCCGGAUGAGCCCUCCGAGACACCGGCGCUGCCGGCCCCCGCGGCGCCCGUGGUGAGCAAGGGCGCCGAGAGCAGCCGCAGCAGCGAGGAGAGCUCCUCGGACUCGGGCAGCUCGGACUCCGAGGAGGAGCGGGCCACCAGGCUGGCCGAGCUGCAGGAGCAGCUGAAGGCCGUGCACGAGCAGCUGGCCGCCCUGUCUCAGGCGCCGGUGAACAAACCAAAGAAGAAGAAGGAGAAGAAGGAGAGGGAGAAGAGGAGGAAGGACAAGGACAAGCACAGGGCCAAGGCCGAGGAGGACAAGAAGGCCAAGGCGGCGCCGCCCGCCAAGCAGGCCCCGCAGAAGAAGGCGCCCGCCAAGAAGGCCAACAGCACCACGGCGGCCGGCAGACAGCCGAAGAAAGGCAGCAAGCAGGCGUCGGCGUCCUACGACUCGGAGGAGGAGGAGGAGGGCCUGCCCAUGAGCUACGACGAGAAGCGGCAGCUGAGCCUGGACAUCAACCGACUGCCGGGCGAGAAGCUGGGCCGCGUGGUGCACAUCAUCCAGUCCCGGGAGCCCUCGCUGCGCGACUCCAACCCCGACGAGAUCGAGAUCGACUUCGAGACGCUGAAGCCCACCACGCUGCGGGAGCUGGAGCGCUACGUGAAGUCCUGCCUGCAGCGGAAGCAGCGGAAGCCGCUGUCAGGCAGCGGGAAGAAGCAGGCGGCCAAGUCCAAGGAGGAGCUGGCUCAGGAGAAGGAGAGGGAGCUGGAGCGGCGGCUGCAGGACGUGCGCGGGCAGCUGAGCGGCGGCAAGAAGCCGGCCAGGAAAGAGAAGUCCGGCUCGGCGCCCCCGGGGGGCCCCUCCCGGCUGAGCAGCAGCAGCUCCUCGGAGUCGGGGAGCAGCAGUUCCAGCGGCUCGAGCUCCGACAGCAGCGACUCGGAGUGAGGACGCCGCCCUCCCGAGACCCCGCCCGCCCCCUCUGUGGUUAAUAUACUACUUCUGUUCACGGCGUGCAGGCUUGAUUCUCAGUGUUACCGUAUCUUCCAGUCCCGCGUGAACAGGCCCGAGGGCGCUCCCGGGGAGCCCCGGCUCCAUGGGAGGCGUGAACUCUGCACGGGACCGCGUGGAGAGGACGCCUGCCGCCGCCGCCCUGUAACCAUAGACAGGCGGAGGACCCCGCGCCCCGCCGCCGGGAGCUCACGCCGGGCGCCGUGGCUGCGUUUGGAAGCUGUUGGCUUUGCAAACCGGUGCUGUCUCUGCCGCGCGGGCCGGGCGCGGGCCCCCUGUCGGCCGCCGCCAGCCGUCCAUGCGGCCGAGGAGGACAGGUGCACCUGCUCCUGAGACGCCGGCCCCGCCCCGAGCAGCGAGGGCGGGGCGGCUGCGUGCGCGGCGAGCGUGCGGGUUUCCAGACACUGAAACUUUUUACCUCAACUUAAAGAAGAUUUAAGAGAAAAAAAGAAAAAAGACUUUUUUUGUAAAGUUCAGCAAUUUUCUACACAAGUCCAGCCCCGUCGUGUCCCCCGCUGGUCAGCUCGCUGCCGCCGCCGGAGCCGCGUCCCCGGCUUAUGUAUAUAGAAAUACUUUAUUUAUUAACAUCAUUGGUCAUUUUUAAAAAAGAAAAAAAGAAAAAAAAAAAGAAACGCACGCGCCAGGAAGGCGUGGGGGCCGCGGGCCUGGCGGGGCGGCGGGGGCCGGCGGGGCCCCCUCCAGGUGCUAAUGCCUGCUCCGGCCCGCCGGCUCCGCCUCGCGGCUCGGCCCUGGUGGGCCUGGGCGGCGCGGAGCUACAGCACAUUCUGGUUUUUUAUUUUUUGUCUUUUGUAUUCCCUCCUGGUCUCCCCGGGUCUGUUUUUCAAGGAAAUCAGUUUAGGGCACCCCCUCCUCCCCCACCCCCAGUUAUAUAAACUUUGUAAUCUGAGAGAGAAAAAAUGUAUAGUAAAGCUACGUCUCGAUUUGUGACUUGCGAUUGUAAAGAUAAUAAUAAUAAUAAUAUACAGAGUUUAACGGAAGGCGACGCUUGGUCCUGUUUCUCCCGAGGCCGCCCCGCCGGCCUGGCCGCCCUGGUCAAGGGCCCCUCCCUGUGCGUGGGAGCCCCCCCCACUCGUGAUGGGCGGAGCGGAAGUGGGUGGCACCUCCGGGGGGGCUGCAGGGUCCCCGUCGGCGCGGGACACCUGUGAGUUGUUUGGAAGGAGAAUGUAAGUGGAUUUCACAAGUCCCCGGUUUUUCAAGUUACCCUUGGUUCUCAAAGGUAUUUUCUGAGCAGAUCUGGAUGGCGACGUAGCUGUGACCGAGGACUCGCGCAGGCCAGGAGGGGUCUGGGAGGUGCCCCCCCCUUCCCCCCCCCGGCCGAGGUCCCUGGUGCUGCACAGUUGCCGAGGCCGGCCGAGCGGCGGGGCGGGGCCGGCGGUGUGUGUUGGUUCCUUGGCCGGGACUGGGGGGUUCCCGGCGCUCCCGGGAGUCUGUUUUGUAUCGAAGAUGUUCCUUUCUGUACGGCGUGCAUGCAAGCUGACCUGCCCUGAAGCCCCGUGUCCCCUGUACCGCCCCGGCCGCGGCCGCCCAGCUGUAGCGCGUCCUCGGCACGCCGGCCGCGACCGUCGGGCGAGUGCUGGGGCGGUUCUUUGAUGUUUCUGCUAAUCCUGACCCUUCUGGGCGUUUGUUUGG
Lepus europaeus (European hare) is the source of this 4081-nucleotide messenger RNA. It is a transcript of the gene BRD3, whose product is annotated as bromodomain containing 3. Lineage: Eukaryota; Metazoa; Chordata; Mammalia; Lagomorpha; Leporidae. Gene Ontology annotation, biological process: regulation of DNA-templated transcription; chromatin remodeling. Bases 203 to 2368 code for a protein of 721 amino acids. Gene Ontology annotation, cellular component: chromatin; nucleus. The record is from RefSeq and is a predicted model, not a curated record. The transcript has 12 exons.